CCUAGAUGAGUUAAUUAAACACUUUGUUCUUCCAAUUGACAUAGAUGUUUGUUCCUCUUCCUUGUUCUCAAGAUUGUGAUCAAUGGAGGAGAAAAAGAGACACACAUGCUUGAAGCUACAGAUAAACGGAGAAGAAGCAAUCUUUGUGAAGGGAACUUGGUUUGAUACCCACUUCAACCUCUCCAUCACCGAUGGCUUCACUGCUUGGUACUGCUACGCAUCGGAGGAAGAGUUGAAGCAGCGUGCUGCUCAGUGGGAUCAACCGGUUUCUGAAUACGUGCAGUUGUCGGAAAGCUACUUGGGGUUUCAGCAGCAUGGUUCUAUUUAUGCUUUUGCUGAUGCUGGUGAUGGACAUAAAAGGUUGUCAUGGACGUUUGAGAAGGGAGGAAUGACUCUGCAUUGGAGAUGGAAAUGCAUGCAGUCUCCUGAUUGUAAGAAAACUACUGCACAAAUAUUGGACUUUCUCAUGGACGCAAACAUAAGGCUUAGUGAAGAAGUUGUCAGAAAAACAGAUUUGUUUGAGAAGACGAAAGUAGAAGCUGAGAAGUGCUUGGCUCAGAGUGAGAGAAUAGCCAAUGAAAGGGUGGAUUUUGAAUCUCAAAUCUAUACAAAGUUUCUGGGUGUCUUAAAUUCAAAGAAAGCAAAACUGAGAGAGCUUCGAGAUCAGCUGUCGAAACAAGAUAAUGCUGACAAAUCUCCUCAAGAGGAAGACACAGACAAAACUGAAAGUUUUGAUGAAGAAAGUGAUAAUGACUUAAGCAAUGAAGAUCCUCAAAAGUGUAUCACUAGUUCUUCGAAGAAGGUUGGAGCAAAUAAGCCUUCUCGUUCAAGGAGAACUAAAAACACAUGACAAAUUAUCUGCACUUAGCAAGAGUUUAUUUUCAACUUGGAUUUCACAUAUCUACAAAAAAUCAUUUAACUAUGAUGACCACAAGCCCCUUGAUAUCUCAUUAUGCCUCAUAAUCCCAUAUAGAACAGUGUUAAUAUUUUGUCUUGUAACUAGAACUAUGGUUUCAUUUUUGAACUCUUGUAAAAGAUGUGUUAGCAUUACAAUCAAUCAUGGUAAUACAAAGACAUUGUAUAUUGGGAAUCUAAUAACAGUGAAGGUAUGAUUAAGAUUUAUUUUUAUA
This is a messenger RNA of Cicer arietinum (chickpea), 1130 nucleotides long. Its product is annotated as DNA repair protein XRCC4. NCBI's taxonomy places the organism in Eukaryota, Viridiplantae, Streptophyta, Magnoliopsida, Fabales, Fabaceae. Gene Ontology annotation, cellular component: DNA ligase IV complex; nucleus; DNA-dependent protein kinase-DNA ligase 4 complex. Gene Ontology annotation, molecular function: DNA binding. Gene Ontology annotation, biological process: positive regulation of ligase activity; response to X-ray; DNA recombination. The record is from RefSeq and is a predicted model, not a curated record.